CAGUAUUGACGUUAAGAUUAUAGGUUAUGUUAUUUAUUCAUAAUUAAUACAUAGAUUGAGUUAAGCAAGAAAUACAAAAUAAUUUAAGUAUUUAAAAUAUCAGAUAUCUAAAAUGUUGCUCAGCAGGUUGCGAUUUAGGGCAGAAUUCCGGAUACUUACUCGUUGCUUAUCAGAAAAGCCUCCUGAACACGAUGCAAAGAUUCCCGAAAUAAAAUCGAAAAACAAUGAGUCCAAAGAUGAUUCAAGUACUGAGAAAAUUCAGGCGCUCUUAAAACAAAUGUUGGCUGAACCAAGAAUAUCUCAAAAAGAAUACAGCGAAAAGUUUACAGUCGCACCUGAAAGGAAGAAACGUGAACCUGAUGUGAUAGAAUCUAACACAGAACAAAUAGAAGAGAAUAUAACUAAAGCAGCAGGGGAUGUGGCUCAAGCAAUUGGUGGUGAUGUAAAGCAAACUGAAGCAGAAUUGCUGUCGAGAGUACUCGGAAAGAUAAACCAGACAUCAACAACAUUAAGUGAUCUUCUAGUGGGCAUGAAGGUGGACCGGACCAAGGAAAGUGCAAAGGAAGCAAUGCCGGAAACAAGAGGUCAGCAAGUGAAGCGAAUGGUCAGUAAAGCAGCACAGAGCAAACCACAAAAACAAUAUGAGAGAAGACAACCUGCAGAUGGCGAAUGGAGAAUGCAGAGGAAAGAAACAGCAACACCAAUCAGUAUCAACAUUUUUAGUGGGGAGCCAUUAGGUAUUUUCAAACCCAGUGAAGCAAACUAUGGUACAAAAUUGGAUGUAUGGGAACAACUAAAUCAAAGAGAACUGACCCUAGCCACUUCUCAACCACCAGCUAAUUAUUUUGAGAAGAUGAUACUGUGGACUGAACAAGGCAAAGUCUGGAAGUUUCCCAUUAAUAAUGAACAAGGAAUGGAGGAAGAGGAAAAUGUACAUUUCUCUGAACAUGUGUUCUUAGAGACCCACUUGGAAGGCUGGUGUCCUACCCGAGGUCCCAUCAGACAUUUCAUGGAGCUAGUGUGUGUGGGUCUCUCCAAGAAUGCCUUCUACACAGUACAAGAGAAGAAAGACCAUAUAAUGUGGUAUAAGGAAUACUUCGAAUCAAAGAAGGACUUAUUAAACGAAGUUGGGGUAUGGGAUGUAAAGCCAACGCCUGAAUUGUCGGCGCAGUGAUUUAGUUGAAAUAUAUUUAUUAGGUUGU
This is a messenger RNA of Zerene cesonia (dogface butterfly), 1202 nucleotides long. RefSeq names its product 28S ribosomal protein S31, mitochondrial (gene mRpS31). Bases 113 to 1174 code for a protein of 353 amino acids. The record is from RefSeq and is a predicted model, not a curated record. Gene Ontology annotation, molecular function: structural constituent of ribosome. NCBI's taxonomy places the organism in Eukaryota, Metazoa, Arthropoda, Insecta, Lepidoptera, Pieridae. Gene Ontology annotation, cellular component: mitochondrial small ribosomal subunit. The transcript has 6 exons.